UUGCCGACAAUCGCCGAGGUUCGUUCGGUCUGUGGGACAAGCCACACCCACCCCCUAUCAAAUCAGAUCAUUGCUCGUUCCUCAAAAGUCAGCAGGAGGGAAACCCACACGAUGGAGCAAUCCGGCGUCUUGACCAAGAUCGUGGCGGGUGGUGUUGCGGGGGUUUCAGAAACGCUCGUCACUUACCCAGCCGAGUUCGUAAAGACGCGCCGCCAGCUACACUUCAAAGCCACCGCCGAUGCCGCACACGCAUCCGCAACCGCACCCGCCAGCCCUGCGCCCAGCUCCCUCGCCAUCAUCCGGGACACGGUCCGCACCUCGGGCGUAAAGGGAAUCUACUCGGGCGUCCAGGCCCUCGCGGCCUCCAACGCAGCGAAAUCCGGCAUCCGAUUCCUCGCUUUCGAGACGACGCGCGCCAAGCUCGAUGCAUUAGCCGGGACACCGACAGCCACGGCAACCGCCGGCAACGGGUCGGCAAGAAAGCCGCGCGCGGCGUGGAUCAAUGUUGUAAGUGGUCUAAGCGCCGGCGUGGCAGAGAGCAUCGCGGUCGUGACGCCAGGCGAGGCCAUCAAGACCAAGAUGAUCCACGACGCCGCUUCCUCCUCGUCCGGGGCCGGGGCCGGGGCCGAGUCCAACCCAGGCCGCUUCGCGAACCGCGGGCUCGCAGGCGCCGUCGGGGUCCUCGUUCGACAAGAGGGCGUGAGGGGGCUGUGGAGCGGUUUGACGCCAGUGCUGUGCAAGCAAGGGACCAACAGCGCGGUGCGGUUCACGACCUUUGCGAUGCUCCAGGAGCGGGUGGCGGCUCGGUGGCCCGCAUUGGAGGGCGGCGUCGGGAGUACGCUUGUCUUGGGCGGCAUCAGCGGUGUCUUUACCGUGUAUGCGUCGAUGCCGUUUGAUAACAUCAAGACGAGGAUGCAGAGCGUCGACGCGCGGUAUAAGGGCAUGCUAGACUGCGCCGCGCAGAUUCUGCGGAGCGAUGGUAUCUCUGCGUUCUGGAGGGGCACAUCACCGAGACUUGUCCGGCUGACUCUCUCGAGUGGCAUCACCUUUACGGUCUAUGAUCAAGUGGUGCGUCUGAUACAGUCGUCGCAGACGGAUCAGAAAGCCAGCGACCUACAGCGCGUGUGA
Molecule: messenger RNA, 1128 nt
Organism: Colletotrichum orchidophilum
Lineage: Eukaryota; Fungi; Ascomycota; Sordariomycetes; Glomerellales; Glomerellaceae
Product: mitochondrial carrier protein
Exons: 4
Biological process (GO): mitochondrial citrate transmembrane transport
Source: RefSeq, a predicted model, not a curated record